AUGGAAUCCCGGCGAUACGACUACGGCAGCGGCGCCGGCACCGGCGGCAAAAUCCGCCGCCACCCUCCCUCCCGCGCCGUGGCAGCCUCGCCCUAUGCUCGUCCGGCCACCGCCCCGACCAACGCUCCUGGAACCGCCACGGCGGCGGUUUCGCAGGGGGGCGGGUGGUUGUCCCGGAUUAUUGCCGCUGCCACCUCUCGAUUCCUUCCCUCCUUGUUCCGCACGUCUCCACCUCAGCUCACCGCGCUGGCCCCGCCGCCGCAAGAGCUGCUCGAGCCGCCGUCGCGCGACCAACUGCUAGUCGACGCGCCGCCUUCGCCGCUUCCCCCACCUUUAGAGGAUGACCUUCCAGAAUGUGAAGAAAACAGUGGAGUGGCUGCCAAUAACUUAUUUACUGAAAAUCCUCAAAGUUCUGCCAAGGGAGAGGAAGAAAACAUGCUAAGAAAUUCUAAUGACCAUGGUGGUAUGGCUCUUGAAGAAUUAUUGAAGCAGAGAACUUUCACGAGGAGUGAAUUUGAAUAUUUGACCAAUUUGUUAUGGUCUAAAACUAUUGGAGCAAAUUCACUAAAGCCAGAAGAUGGUAACAUAAGGAAAAUGAUUGUUUAUGACAAGGAAAAUGGCUCGGAACACUCCAACUUACCUCUUGAUUUCUCCACUACAACAUACAACAUUGAUGAUCAAGUUGCCUCGCCUGCAGAAAUUGCAAAAGCAUAUAUGGGUUCAAAAUCUUCCAAGGGGUCCCCUCUACGUCUUAGGUUGCACGAUCCCUCCUCUAUGCCUAUCACAUCUGUAGAAGCUAGUAUGUCACAAAAAGCUAAGCCUCCCACAAUCCCACUUGCCCAAGGCUCAAGAUUGCAUACUUCCAAAACUUCUGAUCGUCUUGAAAGCAACUGCACAACACCGAAUGGAGCAAUCUACAAAAUGUCAUCAUCUCCUUAUUUCAAGAGUGGUGUUUCUUCAAAGGAGCGAUUUGGUUCUGUAUCUUCACAUUAUCAGACCUCAAGUAGUGUUCAUACUUUUGGCAGGCAGGUUUUGAAGAGGAAGAGUACUGCUGUCAGCAAUGAGUCUGAUGGUCCCAUACGUAGAAUGCAUCAAAGAUAUAACAGAACAUCGCCGCUGUUGGAAACAAGGCUAGGUUAUCGUAGAUACCUUGUGGGCUAUGGAAGCAAACUUGAAGGUCCUGAGCAAUUGGCACAAACUCAAAAACGCAGUUGUCUGGAUAAAGUCGGUGAUGCCAGUCUCGGUAGCAUAGAGGAUAGAGCUCAUGUGAACUGUUUUGGUCAGGCACCAGAGCAGUCAGCUGAGAUGGCAGCUAAGAUACUGAAGCAGCUUGACACAUUAGUUCCUUCGCAGAAGGAAAACACACCAGAAAUAAAGCAGAAACUUGAGAGUGCCAUAUAUUUCCAGGAGGAUGUUUCUCGACAAAAGAAAGUACAAGCAGAGAGAGAUCUUUUGGAACCUUCUCCAUCAGAAGUUGAGUAUUCCUUACCUGAUGGUAUUACAUCUAACAAAUCAAUCUCACAAAUUACCUUGAACAAGGAGAAUCCACCAGCAUUUUCUUUCAAAGGUAAUGCUCCCAAUCUGGUAUUAUCUGAUGAAAUUGGACGAAACAAAAUGUCCACUCCAGCAAAUGGCUUCACCUUCCCUGUCCCAACUGUCAACAAUGCCCACUCGCAGGGCCCUCCAACACCUACAUUGGCAUCUCCCCCUAUACUAACAGUUGAAAAGCAGCCUUCACUAUUGUUCAGUGCUUCAGUCACUUCUGCAAAAAGUGGCCCUAGGAUUUCAAAAUCAGUAUUGGGAGGAGCAGUUACACAGAAAUUAUAUAGCAAGUUAAAUGCAGAUGAUCAACAAAUGCCUUCCAAGAAUUCUGGGCAAGGUGCAUCUUUCACAAGUAAUCCUGUAUUUAAGGUUGAUGGCCCUGGAUAUGCAUCAAACUCUAUUGUCUCAGCUAUACAACCUUCUAAUACAUCAAUUGGCUCAGCUUCAUUUCAAAGUGCUGUCUCUUCUACCAUCUCCACUAACUUAGCUUCAAAGUCUACACAGAGCUGUUCAACUGGAGGCAGUCUCACUUUCUCCAAUACUGGUUUCGGUAGUUUAUCGGCAGCCAAAAAUAUGUUUGCAGGCAGUUCUUCUGAAUUUGUUGCAGCAAGAACUUUAGCAUCAUCUUGUACAGGAAGCCCCAGUGUUGCUUUCGGUUUCCCUCCAGUUCGGACUGCAAGUUCUCCAGCUGUGCAGCGCAAAUCCGAAGCAGCAAAUAGCAGUACCACUAUUAGUUCCAUGCGGGAGUUUGGCAUUGCAGGUUCUUCCACUAUGCAGGACAAAUCCAAGGCAGUAGACAGCAGUACCCCUUUUGACUUCUCCCAAAAGUUUCACACUGAGAGUUCUGCUUCAGAGGAUAUGUCCAAGGCAGCCUCUGCUGAGCCAACAUUUUUUUCUAGGAAUCAUAAUGCUCAAUCAAAAAAUUGCAGUUCCCUGUUCACACAGAGUCCAGCAAAUACUUUGUGCUUCAAAUCUUCAGAAAAUUUAAACUCUGGAAGCUCACAUAGUUUUGCAGAUUCACCAGUUGGUUCAGCAACAAUGGGCUCUAGUCCUUUGAAUUCAAGCUCUCUGUUUUCUUGGGCAGCUGCUGCUUGUCCAACCUCUGUGACUGGAACUGCUCCACCAUCUUCUCCUGCUACAAGCUCAUCUUUUGCUUUUAGUUCCAGUCCAGCAUUUUUAGCACAAUCAGUAUUCUCCAGCAAAUUCACUACACCUGCUCCACCUUCAUAUGGCUCACCAAAUACUGGUCCUGCUACAUCACCAUUCAGCCCAAUGCCAAGUGCUGUAUUUUCGUUCACGUCAGCUACUUCUUCAAUACCAAAUCCACCCACACCAAUAUUUGGUGACCCUACUGUACAGAUGAACGGAGGGAACAUGGUUGACAGGAAUGGGUCCCCUUCCCCAGCAACUUCACCAUUUGGCCUGCCAAGCAGCACUUCUCCAUUGACUCCAACUUUCAGUACGCCUGCAACUCAAUUUGCUUCUAGUACAUCUGGCUCACCUGGAGUUUUCGAAGUUGGCCAGUAUAGUCAAGUUUCUUCAGGUGGGUUCUCAAUGGGCCCUAGUGGUGGCAACGACAAAUCCGGCAGAAGAACCAUCAGAGUUAAGAGAAGGAAAUGA
Molecule: messenger RNA, 3162 nt
Organism: Miscanthus lutarioriparius
Lineage: Eukaryota; Viridiplantae; Streptophyta; Magnoliopsida; Poales; Poaceae
Source: the annotation of a GenBank genome assembly